ACCAAAGUAAAUGACAAAACAUACAGAGGCAUGAUUGGUUGUAUCUCACAGUAAGCAGACCUGACAUCAUGUUUAGUGUAUGUGUCUGCGCUAGGUUUCAAAGCUGUCAUAAGGAAAGUCACCUUUCAGCUGUUAAAAUAAUCUUCCAUUAUUUAGCUAGAACUGCCUCAUUAGGUCUUUGGUAUUCAUCUGAUUCCAGCUUAGAUCUUCUCAAUUAUACUGAUUCAGACUAUGCUGGGUGCGUAGUUGACAGAAAAACUACUUCUGGAGCUUGCCACUUUUUAGGAACGUCCUUGAUCUCUUGGUGUAGUAAGAAACAAGGAUCAGUAGCUUUGUUUACAGCAGAAGCUGAAUACAUAGCUGUUGGAUUCUGCUGUACUCAGGCUCUUUGGCUUAAGUAUCAGCUUUUAGACUUCGGACUCAACCUAAGAUCUCUUCCCAUUUAUUAUGACAACACCAGUGCAAUCAAUAUGUCAAAAAACCCUAUACAACAUUCUCGAACCAAACAUAUUGAGGUAAGAUUUCAUUUUAUUCGAGAUUUGGUACAAGAAGAAAAGAUCCACUUGGAAUUCAUUAGUGCAAAUCUGCAAUGGGCAGACAUCUUUACCAAACCUUUAGGGGCAGAUAAAUUCUUACCAAUUUGGAGAGAACUAGGCAUAUUCUCUCAUGAGGAAAUUCCUGCUCUGAAUUAAGCUAGAAAUCAGGGCCUUUGCAGAUUUAAAUGUCACCUUUCUUAUUUUCAAAAUACCUACUAUACCUUUCACCUUCCCUCACUAUAAAGUGGCCCAGACACAAGUGACCACUCAUCCUUGUCUCUUCAAAAUCCUUGACAAAACUUUCCUCUCCAGUUCAUCCAUGGCUCCCAUCAAUCCUCAACUUCACCUUGCUGCUGUUUUCAACAACAAAGGAUUCCGUAAUCCUGCUGCCUAUGAAAGGAAUCUGGGGUGGGAAUCCCUGCUUGAGAGUCAAAGGUUCAGUAAAUGUCUUGAAGCUGUCAGGUUGUUCUAUGUCAACAUUAAGCGGGAACGUGGUGCUGAACCCGCUCUGUUCAGCACCCAAGUUUAUGACCAUGAGAUCACUGUCACCCCCACUCUCCUAGCUAGUCUCCUUGGCCUUCCCCAUUCUGGUCAUCAGGCUGGCUUCGAUGGUGAGUUUGAUGAUCUCGGUUUCGACUAUGACAUGGCUCUUAAUGUCUUCACUCGUGACACUGGUCGUCACUAUCCCAAUCAGCUCUUCACUGGAAGGUUACCUGAUGAACUCAAAGUCUUCCAAUUCUUUAUCACUCGAUGUUUCCUUCCUCGUGAUCUGACCAGUGCUGAGCUUAUGCAUCCUUCUGAUCUUUGGAUCAUUUCCAAUGCUAAGGAGGGACAUCGCAUUAGCUAUGCCCAUAUGUUACGUUUUGGUGAUGGGAACUACAGUGGUCCUUUUCCUUUUGGUCCCUACAUCACUAGACUUCUAUCUCGUCUGGGCAUAGAUCUCCGUAACAAGAUCAUUGUGUGUGAUGUCCGAGAAGCACUUCGACCAAAUCAUGUUCUCAAUCGGGUUGAUGCGGAUGUGGGACGUCGUAAGCCUGUCUACGGCUCAGGGGGAGUACUGCUCCAUUCCCACCUAAUCACUGCACUGAUAGAUGCAGCAGCAGCUGCUGUGUCUAACGAGAUCAAAAGACACCAUGAGAAUCUGUCUAGUAGCUCAGUAAAGCGGAUGGUUCCUACUAAUCUACUGAUCUUUCAGGAUCGGUUGAAGAUGCUCCAGGCAAACCAAGAUGAUCAACCUGUCUUAGAACCUUCUUCGGAUUCUGACACUGAAAGAGGAGAUCCAAUUUCUGAUUAUGAUUCUCCUCCAGAUUAUCCUUUCUGAUAAGAUUAGAGUGAGUAGGCAGUGAGUAGACUAUAGGGUGUGACUGUGUUAGUGCGAGUUAUUGUCUGCAAAUGUUGAUCCAUAAAGGAUCUAGUUCAGUUUUCAUCCUUAAUGAAUAAAACAAGAAUUUUGUGCUUCUUCUCUGGAAUAUAUGCUCUUUCUAUGUGAACAGGCUGCACCAACCGUUUGCUGAGUGUGUGCAGGUCAUAGGAAAUGGAGAUAGAGCCAUUGACAGGCUUAGGGGGAGUUUUUUGGAAGAAGCCAGUCAUCGGCUCUGAAGGAAAAUGAGGAAAGAGCUUAAGAAGAACCAUUGGAAAUAAAAGACAGGAAGAAGUAGGCUGCUAGCUCUGAUAAUAAACAAGGAAAGAAUAGAUUGUUGUAAAACCAAAGAUGGAAAGGAGCGUCUUGGAAAUCAAAGAAGGAAAGAAGCUCGGUUUAUGGUGAUCAUAAUCAAUCAAUUACCAACGGGCAGAUACCAGGAUAAAGGGGUCGAGUAUCAGUAACACAGCCAGACGCAGUUUGAAGCCACUUUUCAAAAAUCAAAGUAACCAGGAGAGCUUAAGGAAAUUAGUUUGUGUUGUUUGAUAAGAAAAGAGGGCUUGGCUAAUUCGGGGAGAAUCUUAGCACAAGUGUAAAGUGUUGGGGAAACAUUGUAGCUGGAUAUCUGGGUUAGAGUAGUGUGUGAGUGCAGAGUGGAUUCUCUGUUAGCUGAACUUCAUAGCAUAAACAUCAAGAUAGUGAAAAGUCAGAAGUCACAGGACCGUGAGCUUCUGACCGUGGAUUAGUCGACUCUGCAUUUUUCAAGUUGGAUACCACGUAAAAAUUCAUGUGUGUCUCGUUGCUUUGUGUUACUUUCUGAUCCUCUGCACAAUAGCUUGCUUUUGUGUUUGAGACUUGCAGGAAACAGAGCAGGCAAAUUGGCUAGAGGAAGAAGAAGGUGAACUCCUUUUUACUGAUCUUCAAAACGCGGCGUAACUCAGCAUAAUUGUGGGUAAGUUCGAAUUUGAGGUUUGGGCUAGGCUUGCAGAAGUGGGUUGGGCUUUAGAUUAAAUCUAUCUAAGGGUUGAAGAAACGUUUCGUUCCGGUUUUAGUUUUCAGACACUCAAUCGUUUCUUCACAACCUUCUUUACCUUCUGUCAAAUCCCUAAAUUUCCUGAUCUCACUUGUUCUUGGAAAAGAGAUCGACGAAAGAUGGUGCAGGUAAUUCGUUGACAAGUUUCAAGGAGCAAAGUGCUCUUUGAAGCAGUAUCGUCUCGCGCUUAAGGAUCCAACAAAAAGGUUCGGGAUGUUGCACAUGCUUAGACAAGAAUUUUGAAAUAUUUAACCUUUUAUAACUUCUUGGAAUUCAAACUCAUGUAUCCUUGACACUAAAGAAGAUCAAGUUCCUCCAAAAACACCAUGAACAUUCAUGUCGGAGUUCAAGUCCACCGCCCAACUCAAUGAGUAAGUCCUAAUCUAGUACCAUAACUAAUAUUAAUAGGAUACUCAAUAAUCACAACCAUUAGAUCGUUUUCAUUGUUAUAUUUUAGCAUCAAAGCACAUAUACCAUAACAUUAAAUUCCAUCAUCCUCAUUAAGCACAUCCAUCAAACCUCAUACACACAUAGACACACCCACUACCGUUAAACACAUCUCGCACAUAUUUAUAACAUUCAUAAUCAUGCACACAUUAUUUCACAUCAUAAACAAGCACACACACGCAAACACAAAACACCCGAUGUUCAUACCACACAACAUAAUUUCCCUUUUGGCUUAAUCAUUCACUUCUCCAUCUUCUUUUCCCCACUGCCUCCUCCUCCUAGAUCUUUUGGCUCCUUCCCCUCCGCUGACCUUAGGAAUCAAUGAAGCUCUCUCAUAGCCAAUAAUAUACUCAAAGUCCUUACUGAAGAAACAUCACAUCAUCAUUUCUCAACCUCAUCUCCAACACUCCAAGUGCAUGACUUGCCAUAGAGAUCAAAUUUUCAGAAAUAAAUAUUCAUCAAAAUA
This is a messenger RNA of Linum trigynum, 3842 nucleotides long. The record is from the annotation of a GenBank genome assembly. Lineage: Eukaryota; Viridiplantae; Streptophyta; Magnoliopsida; Malpighiales; Linaceae.